This is a messenger RNA of Exophiala xenobiotica, 1556 nucleotides long. RefSeq lists its product as uncharacterized. NCBI's taxonomy places the organism in Eukaryota, Fungi, Ascomycota, Eurotiomycetes, Chaetothyriales, Herpotrichiellaceae. The transcript has 2 exons. The record is from RefSeq and is a predicted model, not a curated record. Bases 361 to 1161 code for a protein of 266 amino acids.
CGCGACAUCCCCGUCCAAAGACAGAUUCACAUUCGGCGACCUGGGUCAUUGUUUUCUGAAAUCGCAGUUGUCGUUGGGGUUUCUCCCGCAGAGAAAAGCCGGCGGUGGAACCAAUACGAGGGCAGCGGACCCCGCAUUUUGGCGAGAUUGUUCCCUAUCGAUUCUGAGAUAUCCCAUCAGCAUCAGCGGGAAUCGGCGCCGACAUUUGGCAUGUAAUGGCCGAAAAUAUACGCUGCACAUCGAACUGUAUUAGUCCCGAGGACCCCGAUGAGAACCUGAAAGCCGUUUCGCCGCAUCCCGGCAAUUUGUAGUUCAGACCGGAUCGACUGGGUUUGCUAGCAAUCUCAGGAAAAAGACUUCAUGAUUCCGAGAAAGACAGGCGUGAGAUCGCCCUCUGCAGUAUCCGUCGCAGGAGAUGACGACGCGAUUUCAAUGGCGUCCACGACCGCCACCGACGCAGUACCGCCAUUGACCCGGCAGACAUCAACCGAUUCGUCGUCAAACUCCUCAAUAGACACAAGCAUGGCCAGUAGCAUCCUCGGAGACGGGCACUUGCUGGAAGAAUCUCAAGAUGGAACAUUGACAGUACCAUCUCGAUGUCGGGAAGACGCCGACUUGCUGUGCCCCUUCCAAAUCCUCGAUUGUGAGCAGGUCUUCGCCGAUAUCGUUCCUUUCAAGAUGCACGUCUUUUCACACUUCCGAGGACAUGAGCUGCCAACAUCUGCCAGUUGUUUCCUCUGCGACAACAAAUACGUCCAGAGAGCGGACGACGACCCAGCUCUUGCCUGGAAUAACAUGCUUUCGCAUAUGGUACAUGACCAUUUCCGCAAAGGACAACAAUUGGCCACUGUUAGGACGGACUUCGGUCUGAUGAGGUGGAUGUUCAGUAAGAAGAUUAUCAAUGAGCAUCAGUUCAAGCGGACACAGAUGGUUCCUGUCACGAUCCAGCUUCCCGGAGCGAUGAAUGUGAGAAGGCAACUCAUGAGCUUUUCGGAACUACCGCAGGUGCCGUCAGCAACGCCGCCAGCUGCGGUCAUGGCACACAUGGCUCGAUCAGUGGGUUAUCAGAAUGAGGCCUUCACCAUCAACGCUGGACGGAGGGCUGAAAGACGUCGGCUUGAUGCGACCCGGAGCAUGGUUCGAGCUCAGAGUUAUUCGUGAUGAAUUGAAACCAAAAAAGCUGUUUCAUGCCGGGAUUGAAUGUUCGUGGGUACAAUUACGUCCGUUGCCAGGUUAGCUGCCACGGUUCGAGAUUUCGUUUUCAGAGGCGUUUGGGAAGCUUCGUAUUGAGGAUGCAGGGCUGCUCUUUCGUCCUCAUGGAGCGAGAGCGGUCAAAGAUUAGCAUAUGUUCACAACAAGGCGGUCAGUCAGGUCUGCGUGUCGCCUUUUCAAUGGCUGCAAUUUGUUUGGGCUUCGAAGAGGCGUUCUUGCAAUUGGUCUGGGCUGGGCUGGGUCUGUCAGUCGUUUCUCGCAAUCAGUCAGUGGUCUAGCAAGGCUUCCUUGCAGAUGUAGGAUCAUCUCGUAAUACCCUGUGCGAAGGUUCGGGAGGAAUUAAU